GUCGGUGCGAAGCGAGGAAGAGAAGAAGAAUAUACCUCUCUCCCUUACACCUGUCACUAACACAUUGUAAUACGAAGCUCCAAAAUGGAUAUGAUGACGGAAAACGUCACUUUCAACGAAACUUUUCCUCAUUUGAAGGCCCUCAUCUAUGAAGAUGCUAUGGUAGACUCCUGGAUGCUGAUGUCCAGCCCAGUGUCCAUAGUCGGUCUUGUGGCCGCCUACCUCGGUUUCGUCCUCUACCUCGGACCCAAGAUGAUGGAGACCAGGAAACCUUACGACCUCAAAAUAGCCAUGAUGCCGUAUAACCUCAUUCAGGUCGUGUGGAACUUCUACCUAGUUGCUAUGCUCUUUACAACAGACGGUGCUUUGUCCUACCUAUUGAAACAUUAUUGUCAACCCCUGGAUAUGCGGCUUAACCCUCUUAGACUUGUGCUAUGCAAUGCAAUGUGGCACUACACAGUGUUGAAAAUCAUGGACCUUGCCGACACUGUAUUCUUUGUGCUGAGGAAGAAGCAGGAUCAUGUAACGUUCCUGCACGUUUACCACCACUCAGCUAUGGCGCUGUUCUCUUGGGCAACUCUCAAAUAUCUCCGAGGAGAGCAAGCAGUUCUGCUAGGCUUCAUGAAUGCUUUGGUUCAUGUUGUCAUGUAUACUUACUACUUCCUAGCUGCUCUCGGAGAGAGAGUACGCAGAUACCUGUGGUGGAAACGCUACCUCACCACCAUGCAGAUCGGCCAAUUUAUCAUCGGCGUGUUGUAUCUCUCCACGUUGAUCCUGAUGAGAUGCGAUCUUCCCAGACUCUUCACAUACAUCUGGGCCUCACAGAUCCUAGUGUUCCUCGCUCUCUUCAUCAACUUCUACAUCAAGACGUAUACCAGCAGGCCACGGACGACGGUGAAGAACAAGAAGCAAUAGAGGAGGUCGUUACCAAAAGGCUUUAACUUUGUAAAGUACUCGAGAAAGGAGUGUGACAAAAUACUCUUGUAAAAAUGUAAAGAUGUGUUGUUUUUCAGUUUGUCGAUUGCACGUCAAAGGGGGGGGUGUAAGCAGCAAACCUAAGUACUCGUUAAAUCUAAUGGUAUUUAAAUUGGGGAGUAAAAUAUUUAUUGUUUAUUUUAGUAAAAAUUCAAUAGGACAGAUUUAAAUUUGCUUAGAAUGCAGGUUUGCUGCAGCGGGGGUAUUUCAGAUUGCUGCUACAGCUAGUCAUGAUACUAAAUAUUAUCUUUGACUAUGUUAGUACAACUUCAGUAUCUAAUAGCAUUGACUUGUUGUAUUAAUAGUCAAAGCUAAUAGUCAAGGAUAUUAUAUUACGUACCUCCAUAAAAAAAAACAUUCUCAUGUGGUUUUUAUAGUGUUUGAGGUACUGUAAAAGCUCCUUUUAAAUGUGUGAGCAAAUUGUGCUGUAAACCCCCUUAUUCUGUCAAAAUUGCUUGUCAUGUCAUUUCGUGUUCAUCGUCAUGUGCCACAUCCCUAAGUGGUCAAUAAUGUAUAUUUAUUGAUAAAAAUAAGUUGAAAAGUUGUUAACUUAGU
Molecule: messenger RNA, 1530 nt
Organism: Macrosteles quadrilineatus (aster leafhopper)
Lineage: Eukaryota; Metazoa; Arthropoda; Insecta; Hemiptera; Cicadellidae
Product: elongation of very long chain fatty acids protein 7-like
Exons: 8
Coding region: 85-915 (276 amino acids)
Biological process (GO): fatty acid elongation, monounsaturated fatty acid; very long-chain fatty acid biosynthetic process; fatty acid elongation, saturated fatty acid
Cellular component (GO): endoplasmic reticulum membrane
Molecular function (GO): fatty acid elongase activity
Source: RefSeq, a predicted model, not a curated record